CGUUGCCAGGGAGACGAGUGACACGCACCGAGGAGAGAAAACGGGGAUCCCCAGUAGGACUCACUCACAUGAUCAUUACCCCGAGUGUGACGGCGGACAUUCGAUGUAGAAAAGGGAAAGAGGAGCAUGAGGAGCUCUGCAUAAUACAGGCACACUGAAUCCUCUGCAGUCUGUCUGAGAUACUAAACAAAAGGAUUAGGGGUUGGUAGGACAGCCUCAUCAUUCUUGAUUUUUGUAUUUCGGUUCAUGGAAAGUAGAAUACACCAGCUGUUCUAAAACAAGAUGCACACCUCUAAUGUACUAUUUAUUUGACCGUAGUUUCUGGGGUAAAAACCAAGGCACAUUCUUUAACUGUAAUAUCCAAAAGACGAAAGAACAAUUUAAAAAUGAACCGAUAUACUACCAUGAAACAGCUGGGUGAUGGCACUUAUGGAAGUGUUAUUAUGGGGAGGAGCAAUGAGUCUGGAGAACUGGUAGCUAUCAAGAGGAUGAAAAGGAAAUUUUAUUCCUGGGAAGAAUGCAUGAAUCUUCGAGAAGUAAAGUCUCUGAAGAAACUUAAUCAUGCCAAUGUGGUUAAACUUAAAGAAGUUAUCAGAGAGAAUGACCACCUCUAUUUUGUAUUUGAGUACAUGAAAGAAAAUCUUUAUCAGCUGAUGAAAGAUAGAGAAUAUAAGAUGUUCACUGAGAAUGAAAUUAGGAACAUUAUGUUCCAAGUGCUUUCAGGCUUAGCUUUUGUGCACAAACAUGGUUUUUUCCAUCGUGAUAUGAAACCUGAAAACCUUCUUUGUAUGGGCCCAGAACUUAUAAAAAUUGCAGAUUUUGGUUUAGUUAGAGAACUAAGAUCUCAGCCACCAUAUACUGAUUAUGUAUCUACCAGAUGGUACAGAGCCCCUGAAGUAUUGCUCAGAUCCUCUUCAUACAGUUCUCCAAUAGAUUUAUGGGCUGUUGGUAGCAUUAUGGCUGAACUGUAUACUCUAAGACCUCUCUUUCCAGGGACAAGUGAGGUUGAUCAGAUCUUCAAAAUCUGCCAAGUUUUAGGAACCCCAAAAAAGAAUGACUGGCCUGAAGGGUAUCAGCUUGCAGCGUCAAUGAAUUUCCGCUUCCCUCAGUGUAUUCCUAUAAAUCUGAAGACACUCAUACCCAAUGCUAGUGAAGAUGCUUUAAAUCUAAUGAGGGACACAAUGCAGUGGGACCCAAAAAAGAGACCAACAGCCAGUCAGGCUUUAAGGCACCCAUAUUUUCAAGUUGGACAAGCAUUGGGGCCUCCAACUCAGUAUGCCGAGCAUAAAAAGACUUUGAACAAAGCACUGCAACCUAAAGAACCUCAGCCAAUGUAUGUCACAAAAAUGCAGUCUUCGUCAACAUCUGAAAGAUCAGAAAAAACAUCACCUGAUACACCACCUGCAACCAACCGGCCUCUGCAGCAGAUCCAAGUUCCACAGAGUACAGGUGAUACUCAGCUGCCAUCCAAAACUCAGCAAGUCACUCUUCCAAGCAUCAGCAAAACUAUUUCUCCGAAGCUUGUAGCCAAUGGACCCCAGACCAGUGCUGUCAGCAUUAAACAUGGACGGCGACGCUGGGGUCAGUCUGUUGUUAAGGAUAGCUGGGAUGAAAUUGAUACAGAUUUUGGAAUUUCAUAUUCAAAGAAGCCGUCAAUGGCUCUAGCAAAGGAAAACAAACCUGAGGAUUCAUUAUUUGGUUUGCCAGAUUCCAUUUCCAUCGGUGAGGAAAACAAAGGUUCUUCACUUGCUGGCACGAAGAGAAUAGACACAAGUCAAACAACUUCAGCUAAGCAGCACUAUCUCAGGCAAUCCCGAUAUUUACCAGGCAUGAACCCCAAAAAUGCAGGGCUCAUUUCUGCUAAUAAAGAUGGAAAGCAUGCCACAUGGAACAGUGCCCUAACAACGAAACCACUAGGCCCCAUUGGAGGAGGCAUUGGUUACAAUAGAACUAAUGGAGGCAUUUUAGGAGGUUUUGUAGGUCCUUCCUACAACUCAACUGUAGCAUACAUCCCUUCAUUUAACAAGAAGGAAGUUGGAUCAGCAGGACAGAGACUACAGUUGGCACCCAUUGGAGCAGCAACAACUGCACCCGUUAUCAGUGAUGCUAUGAAUGGUAAACUAAAACUUACCAAGCCAAAAUCUACCACACAAAGAAUCUUACCUGAUAACACUGCAGAUUAUGAUGCUUGGAAACCAAAAGCUGUACGCUCUCAGAUGCCAGCUCCACCUUUCAAGCCAGCUGCUGGAAAUCUAUCUAUAUUAAACCGCCCUCAACCACUGCAGCCAGUCCAUGGAAGGACAGAUUGGGCAGCCAAAUAUGGAGGCCAUCGUUAGGAGCUGAUGGAUUUUUAAAUUCCAAGAACUUUUCCCAGCAUCCUGUGGCUGUUUUUCAUUAAAAAUGAGCUUUGUGCAAAUCUACCUUUUGAAAGUUACUUUACGGCGUACAUGUACAGCAUACAUGCCGAUAUGAAAAUUAAAUCUCUGCUCUAGAAGGGAGAAAUAACCUGUUUAAUAAUAGAAUGUAUUUGAUUUUUUUUUUUUCUGAAAUGGAUAGUAAACCUAUGAGCAUUGCUUCUAAUGCAAAAUUGAACAUACAGUGCCCCCACUUAUUAUUUUCAUGUGCACACAUUAUUAGCCUUUCUUAAAUUAAAGCAGAUAUUAGCAAUAUUGCACAAUGAAAGUGAAAUGGUUGGCAAGCUUAUUGUUUACAGAGAAAAUUUAAGUUUACCUUAGGCAGAGCAAACACUAUGGCAGCUUGCAUAUAUAUGUAUGUAUAUGCAUAGAAAGUAUGUUCUGUACACACAGACUAUUAGCUGCAUACAGUCAAUUUAAUGAAAAAUGAGGGCCAAAACAUCCCUAAAACUGGUUGUAACUAGAUGAUGUACACCUUACCUACAUUACAUCACAAUAUUGAUACAUAAUCAAGGGUGGGUAGCAUCUAUUGAUGCCAUGCAGUGGAUCUAUGUAUAUAAAUAUUCAUAUGAUAAUCUGUCAAUCCUUGAGUGGUUGCUGUGUGCAAGUCCCUUUAUACGAGAUUGGUCUAAUCAGGGUAAGCAGCCAUCAUUUUCUACUAUAUUUACAUUUUAUGCUUAAUAUUAUUUUUAGAGUUAAACUACUAUAUAUUAUGCUGGGUUUAAUAUUUGUUUGACCAGUGAUCAGAUGACCCUGUGUAUGCAACCAAUUUCAGUGUAUAUGUUUUCCACUCGUCCAAUGGAAUAGUUGCCAGAUAAUGAAUCUGUGCAAUUUGACCUACUACUUGUGAAUUAACUUAGCUGCUUAUAGGGCAGUGUGGAUGUGGCUAUGUAGGCCACCAUUAUACUUACAGAAUAGUGAGAAAUUCACUGGAUCCUAGCAGGCUAUUCUCAUGGAGUCAAAAACAGUUGCAAGCAGGUUUUUUAAACAGUCAUGUAAUGGAAGAGAAGUUUUAUUGAGUCCCACAUAAAAACUGCAUUAAAUGUAACAUACUGCUCAUUAUUCUCAUACCGAUGGGGUGUUAUAGCUCUGCGCUACCACUAAACUCAAACACCUGAAAAUAACUUAAGUCAGCUUCACAAAGCAGGCUGAUCAAUUCAAAUGAAUUGGAAUCAUGUAAAAAAAAAAAAUAAAUAAAUCUUUGAUAAAUGUGCCAUUCCCGUCAAUAAACUUUUCUUGCUAUUUGGCAAAAUUAUCAUCAGUCAAGAAAUGUUGAAAACUAUACGAUUCAACCUGCUGAGAAUCCAUCAGGGAAUUUUUUUUUUUAAUCUGCCCCUAGGUAUUUGAAAUAAAAUAACUUAAAAUAGCAUUGCAGUGGGAUAUACAGUAAGUACUUGUAAUACAUGCAUCUUUAUGUUGUACUCAGGUAUUUGGGACAAAAGUUAAUCUAGUGGGCAGAUAUGUUAUUUUAAAAUGCUUACUGUGAAAUGGUAGUAGCAUAAUACUUGAUGUGUCAACAGGGUAGUUCUAAGGCAGUCACUAUGGGCAAGCUUUCCAUUAAGGAGCCCCCUAUUAUUUAUUAACUGUACUACCUUGCACAUUUCCCUAAAGUAUGUCAUGGCUAUUAAUACCCAUUUCAGUAUUGUAUCCCUAAUUAUAGAUGCAUGCUGUGAAAUUGUUUUACUCCACAAUUACUCCUUUUUGAACUUGUUAUGCCACAUAAUGCCAAUAGAUAACAGGGUUUAUAUAAAAGAUGUGCGGAAAAAAAAUCACCUAACAUUUGCAAACUGCCACUCUGCCAGAACACUGGAAGAUGAUGGCAUUUUUGGCAGGCCUCGUGCUUGAUCUUUGCAGAGCUAGAAAUUGUAAAAAUCGACAGUUCUGGCCCAAUGGUAAUCAGCUUCAUCUAUAUUUUACAAUCCCUGGCGUUUAAUGAGUUAAGCAUCAAGUCCUCACAUUGCUUUUAGCAUUUCUAGCAAAGUGAUAUAGAUAUAUAGAUAUAUAUUAAAAUCCCUAUUAUUACUUGUCUCUAAUAUAAUGCUAUAAUGAACAAAUUUCUGCACUUUAUGAAGUAGACAUAUAACAAACUGAUCCAUGUUUACUGUAGAAAAAUCAAUAUUUAUUUACACCAAUGCAUUGAACAGUGUGGACUACUUAAAUAAUAUCAUGCUGUGAAAGGGGCAUAUAGGGCCUAGUUUAAUCACAGGUUAAAGGAGAAUUCAACCCUUUAAGAAAAAAACCCGUACUCCCCACCCCAUGGAGACCCCCCCCUCCCUCCUCCCCCCAGCCUAACUGCCCCCAGGAAAUGCCCCAUACUUUAUACUUACCCCUUGGCGCAGAUUCUGGCAUCGGAGUUCCACACAGCCAUCUUCCGGCAAAUUGGCAAAGAAGCCAUGAAGACCCAGAAGAUGGCUGCUACGAGGGGUAAGUAUAAAGUGUGGGGCAUUUCCUGGGGGGUACGGGUUUUUUCUUAAAGGGUUAAAUUCUCCUUUAAGGAUUAAAUAAAAAUGGUGUUAUAAAGACUGGAUCAUUAAAGGAGUACUACACCCCCAUUUCACAUGAGUUUGGUGGAUAGGGCUUGUGCUGAAUAUACAAUUGUUUUUAUCAUGAAAAAUCGAUGGUUAUUGUUAUUUCUUGAGCUAAACAGGGCAAAUAAAGUUACUCUAUGUUUGGUCAAGGUAGAUAGUUAGAUUUGCAGUGCACAGAUAAUCCCCCUACAUAAUAGACUCCUGCUUAUCUCUUAGCCAAAACAGUUGCAACAUGAAGUGAAAGGGGAAGGUUGUGUACUGGUAAUAUAUCUGCCUCACAAGGACCAAACAUGGAGUAGCUUUAGGUUCCCUGCUUGGCCAGUCAAGAUUUAACAAUUAAGUAAAUUAGUAGACAAAAUGUAUGCAAGCCCUAUUAAUUGCACUCAUUUUGACCAUGGGUAUACUGCCCCUUUAAUUAACCUAUUUGUAUGUCAAGUAGGAUGGAAGUGCACACAAGAGCCCUGUGGGUCUGGGAGCUUGGGAUAUUCCUGCCGGUUUUAACAUUGAACUCUUGUAUUUUUAAUGAAAAUGUACAUUUUUUUCUCUUGACACCUUUAUGUUUAUAAUAUAAAGCUGUUAAAAUAUAUAUUUCUAAAUCGCUCAGAGCUUUUUAAUAAAAAUAGUUUACUGUGUAAAAAGUUUCAUAUGGUUACACCUAAAAAUUGUUUCCUCGACCAUAA
Messenger RNA from Xenopus laevis (African clawed frog), 5622 nucleotides. RefSeq names its product male germ cell associated kinase L homeolog (gene mak.L). Bases 387 to 2336 code for a protein of 649 amino acids. Gene Ontology annotation, molecular function: nucleotide binding; protein serine/threonine kinase activity; kinase activity. Gene Ontology annotation, cellular component: cytoskeleton; cilium; nucleus. The record is from RefSeq and is a predicted model, not a curated record. NCBI's taxonomy places the organism in Eukaryota, Metazoa, Chordata, Amphibia, Anura, Pipidae. The transcript has 16 exons.